Messenger RNA from Aspergillus nidulans FGSC A4, 774 nucleotides. RefSeq names its product putative transcription regulator PAB1642. Bases 1 to 774 code for a protein of 257 amino acids. The record is from RefSeq and is a predicted model, not a curated record. The transcript has a single exon. NCBI's taxonomy places the organism in Eukaryota, Fungi, Ascomycota, Eurotiomycetes, Eurotiales, Aspergillaceae.
AUGAAACUAACCGCCCACCUCCCAUCAACCACCCCGGCCGCCCUCCACAGCGCAACGACGCACCCCUUCCUCCGGCACGCCGGCAGCGGUACACUUUCAAAGACCACUCUCGCAGCUUGGCUCUCACAAGACCGUCUCUAUGCGCAAACCUACGUGCGCUUUAUUGGGCUACUGCUUUCGAAAAUUCAUCUCCCAAACACACCCUCCAAACCAAACAACCCCAGUAUAACUGAGGAGGUACUGGAGAUCCUUAUCGACGCACUGAAUAAUAUCCACCGCGAGUUACAGUUCUUCGAGGAUGUCGCGAGGGAGUACGGACUUGACCUAAAUACGAAUACGCCGCGGGAGGAGUCAGAUCCAGAGGCCCAACGGAAGUUUGCAGCCGCGCCGAUAACGCAAGGGUACAUCGACAUGUUCAUGUCUGCGGCGAGUCCAGGAAAUAGUCUUUUGGAGGGUCUUGUCGUACUCUGGGCGACGGAAGUAUGCUAUCUCAAGGCUUGGAGGUAUGCGGCAGACUUUCUGCGAAAGAGCGCCGGGGCCGGGAAUAGGUCGGAGGAGGAUGGAGGGGCAUUGAGGGAGAAGUUCAUACCCAACUGGGCGAGUGACGAGUUUGAGGAGUUUGUGAAUAAGAUUGGGGAUGUUGUCGAUGAGUUUGCCAGGCAGGAGCUUGGGGAGGAAUUCAAGGAAGGAGCUGAAGGGCUGGAUCGAUGUGAGAGGUGGUGGAGGCAGGUUGUUUGGUUGGAGGAGAGGUUUUGGCCGCAAGUCCAGGAGUAG